Cinclus cinclus is the source of this 1224-nucleotide messenger RNA. Its product is annotated as DEP domain-containing mTOR-interacting protein-like. Bases 1 to 1224 code for a protein of 407 amino acids. The record is from RefSeq and is a predicted model, not a curated record. Gene Ontology annotation, biological process: negative regulation of TOR signaling; intracellular signal transduction. The transcript has 9 exons. Gene Ontology annotation, molecular function: protein binding. NCBI's taxonomy places the organism in Eukaryota, Metazoa, Chordata, Aves, Passeriformes, Cinclidae.
AUGGAGAGCCUGAGCAGCAGCCUGAAGAAGAAAGCCACGGAGCACCACUACAGGGCUGAGGUGAUGAUUGCUGGAGAGCAGCUAAGGCUCCGUCUCCACGAUGGGAAGCUGGUGAAGGACAGGCGGUACCACCUGCGGACGUACCCCAACUGCUUCGUGGCCAAGGAGCUCACGGACUGGCUCAUCGAGCACAAGGAAGCGCCCGACCGCGAGACCGCCAUCCGCCUCGUGCAGAAACUCAUGGAUCACUACAUCAUCCACCACGGUGUGUGGGCAUCCUGCCGCCCCCAGGUCUGUGACGAGCACUCGGAUUACAAGGAUGCCAAGCUGCUCUACCGCUUCCGCAAGGAUGACGGGACCUUCCCCCUCAGCAAGGACGUGAAGGUGUUCCUGCGAGGACAGAGCCUCUAUGAGAAGCUGGUGAGCGUGGAAGAGUCAAUCCUGAAGGUGAGGGAGGAGAACUCGGUGAAGUACCAGAGGACUUUCCUGGGCUCUGAGAUGAUCGACUGGCUCAUUCAGGAGGGAGAAGUGGAGAACAGGCAGGAAGCAGUGGAGCUGGGACGGGCACUGCUGGAGCACGGCAUCAUUCAGCAUGUCUCCAAUCGGCAUCACUUCUUUGACAGUGACAUCCUCUACCACUUCUGGAUCAACUUUCGGCGGCGGCGGCGGCUCACGGAGUUGCUCAAUGAGAAUUCUUCCCGUGCCCUCUCUGAGAGCCCUGACAGUCCCUUCUGCCUUCGCAAGCUCAACCCAGAGCCAGGCAACACCAGCUUCCUCUCUGUUCAGACCAACAAGGAGAUCAAAGUUGUCUCAGCAGUUCGAAGGAGCAGCAUCACUUCCCUCUCUGGAAACUCCAACACCUAUUUCACUGCUCCUCCUACCUUGGUAUUCCCUCCUGUGGCUGAGUGCAACCCCAAAUCAGUGUUAAAGAGACCCGUCACCAACGAAGAGCUGCUGUCCCCUGGGGCCCCUUAUGUCAAGAAAACACUGACUAUUGUGGGGGAUGCAGUGGGCUGGGGGUUUGUGGUUCGAGGGGGAAGACCUUGCCACAUCCAGGCAGUGGAUCCAGGAGGACCUGCUGCUGCUGCAGGGAUGAAGGUGUGCCAGUUUGUUUUCUCAGUGAAUGGGGUGUACGUUCUGCAUCUGGACUACCAGACCAUCAGCAGCCUCAUCAUGACAGGACCACGGACUCUGGUGAUGGAAGUCAUGGAAGCCAUUGAAUGA